Messenger RNA from Salvia splendens (bonfire salvia), 700 nucleotides. RefSeq names its product thioredoxin F, chloroplastic. Lineage: Eukaryota; Viridiplantae; Streptophyta; Magnoliopsida; Lamiales; Lamiaceae. The transcript is spliced from 3 exons. The record is from RefSeq and is a predicted model, not a curated record. The coding region runs from base 74 to 547 and encodes 157 amino acids.
AGCUUCAUACAUCUUUCUCUAUACUCGAAAAUACGGAGUACAAUCUGAAUCAAUCACAUAGCGAUUAGCGACGAUGGCUCUGCAGGUGUACAGUUUAGCUCCAAGGACCUCGAUACCGUACAAUUCUGUGUCUCCGGCGAUUAUCGCCGCUGCAAAGAGGGAGAGACGGCUGAGGACGAAGGCCAGUUCCGAACCAGAGGCGGCUCCGGCUGCGGCGGCGGGACAAGUUAAGGAGGUAAACAAGGAUACAUUCUGGCCGAUUGUGAAAACCGCCGGCGAUAAGAUUGUCGUCCUUGAUAUGUACACUCAGUGGUGCGGCCCGUGCAAGGUGAUGGCUCCAAAGUUUGAAGAGUUGUCUGAAAAGCAUGAGGACAUUGUGUUCCUAAAAUUAGACUGUAACCAAGAAAACAAGCCAUUGGCAAAGGAGCUUGGGAUAAAGGUGGUUCCCACAUUCAAAAUAUUGAAGGAUGAAAAGGUGAUUAAAGAAGUCACAGGAGCUAAAUUUGAUGAUUUAGUUCAUGCAAUUGAAGUGGCUAGAUCUACCUAAGUAGUAAUUAAUAGUAGUAAAUUUCUACUUUUUCUAUAGAUUUAGGAGAGAGAUAUUGAUGCAAUGAAGUUGAAUAUUUUAAACCAUUUAGCUUGUUGAUAUGAAAGUUUUAUGUGUGAUGAUCUCUCCAUUAAAAGAUUAAAAUGUACUCAA